Molecule: messenger RNA, 995 nt
Organism: Prorocentrum cordatum
Lineage: Eukaryota; Dinophyceae; Prorocentrales; Prorocentraceae
Source: the annotation of a GenBank genome assembly
GCCAUCGAGCGGGCGCUCGGCUGCCAGCUGCUGGACGCGGCUCAGGUGAGGGUGCUCUGCGAGCGCCUGAAGCUCGUGCUGAGCAGGGAGUGCAACGUCAAGCCGGUGCCAGCUCCGGUGACGGUCGUCGGCGACGUGCACGGCCAGGUGUACGACGUCCUGGAGCUGUUCAAGAUUGGCGGAUCCGCGCUGCCCAUAGCACCCUUGGAUUUCUUGGCGACUACGUGGACCGUGGGCCUUUCUCCGUGGAGACGAUCACGAUCCUGGCCCUUCUGAAGUUGAGGCAUCCGCAGCGCGUCACGCUGCUGCGGGGCAACCACGAGAGCAGGCAGAUCACGCAGGUGUACGGCUUUUACUCGGAGUGUUUGCGCAAGUUCGGUGCGACCACCGUCUGGCAGUACUUCACUGACCUGUUUGACUACCUGCCGAUCGCCGCGCGGAUCGGGGAGAGCAUCCUGGCGGUGCACGGGGGGCUUUCCCCGUCCAUCCACCACCUGGACCAGAUCCGGAUACUGGACCGUUUCGCGGAGAUCCCCCAUGACGGGCCGCUGGCGGACCUAAUGUGGUCGGACCCAGACCCCGAGAAGACUGGGUUCGUCAUAUCGCCGAGGGGUGCCGGCUACGUCUUCGGGCAGGACGUGCUGAGCAAGUUCCUGGUGAUGAACGACCUCGCGCACGUGGUCCGGGCCCACCAGCUGUGCAUGUGCGGCUACCAGGUGCUCUUCGACGACAGCUUGUCCACGGUGUGGAGCGCGCCCAACUAUUGCUACCGGUUCGCGAACACAGCGUCCAUACUGGAGAUAUCCGAGGACCUCAGCCGCGUCUUCAACGUUUUCGGCCCCGCCCCCGAGUCGGAACGGCAGCGCCCAGGGGCCGCCGACGCCGCGGCGCCCCCGGCCUCGGGAGGCGCGGGCCCGGGCGCCGCCGCGGGCGCGGUGGCCGGCGCCGCCGCGCACGCGGAGGACGCCAAGGCGGACGGCAGGUACUUCACCUGA